Molecule: messenger RNA, 1311 nt
Organism: Limanda limanda (common dab)
Lineage: Eukaryota; Metazoa; Chordata; Actinopteri; Pleuronectiformes; Pleuronectidae
Gene: cep44
Product: centrosomal protein 44
Exons: 11
Coding region: 1-1089 (362 amino acids)
Cellular component (GO): spindle pole; centrosome
Source: RefSeq, a predicted model, not a curated record
AUGCUGUCUACUGGAGAUGUCCAAGGUUGUCUUCGUAAAUUGGAAAGUCUCCUGCGGGUGAUAAGGUAUCCAGGAUAUGUGGACUACAAUGGUCUGUCAAAAGGAGAUCCCUCAGCUUUUCUUCCAAUAGUGAGCUUUACCCUGACAUCCUUCUCUCCACCUCUUGCUGAGCAACUAAUGUCAGCAGGACUGGAGCUUACUGGCAAAACGGACCUCCGAUUCACGGACAAGCUUUACAAGGUACUAAGAGAUAUAUUCCACUAUAAGCCCAUACUAACCAAGCAGCAGUUCCUCCAGUGGGGUUUCUCUCAAAGGAAAAUCUCUGUCAUCUGUGACGUCAUUAACUUGGUCCUACAGAAACAUAACCAACUGGAAAAGGACCGGAGCGAGGCUGGCCCAGCCACACAUACAAAUGGACUACACUGCAGGGAUCCAGGCGAGCUGAAUUUUCGGCCCAGAGGCAGAUGCCCAGGCUCACACAAAGAUCAUAGAGGAGAGGCUCAUCCAACGCUGACUGAUGUAGGCAGUGUGUCCAGGUCAUUUGGUAUGACUCUCAUAGAAAAUGCUUCCACUUUUCCCACAAACUCCUCCCAUAAAGUAACCUCCACCUCUAAUCAUAAUGAAGUCUACUCCAUCACUUCUCCUGAAAAUGGAAUCCCAGAGCUGGCGGAAGGGAAAGAUGACAAGGAUAUCAUGUUGCACUUGUCUGAAGUGGAUAGACGGCUAUUAGCAAUGGAAACUCAGCUAAAAAAUACUCUGUCUGGACUAGACAGGCUCGAGGUCCUGGAGAAACGCCUGGAGGAACUUGAGAGAGGGAGAAAGACAGACGAGACGGGAGAAGAAUUCCUCACCAUAAGUAGCACCAGCUGGGAAAAUCUGAUGAGCAGAAUCCUAUUAUUGGAAACUAAACUGGAACUGAGCAAUCCACAGUUAAAUGCUGCCCAACCAUGUCCAUCCUCCAGCACCUCCAUCUCCACACCUGAUUCUUCGAAGGAGGUCCUCACAGACAGGCUAGAGAGCAUCACCAACAUGCUAAAGAUCACGUCCAAUUUGUUGAAGAACACUGAACCCUUCACAACAUCUUGCUAAUAAAUGAUAAAUGUUGCACACACACACACAUCUUGCUUUGUUGCUUUUUUAAAAAGCGACCUGGACUUUUUAGACAAGAUGAGAAAGUCCUGUACGUAUGUAGUGAAAUUAUUUUAAGAAAGAUAAUGUCACCAUAAAAUGUAUUCAGGUAGGUAGGCCUCAGCUGAUAAGAUUUAAGUAGAUGACUUGUACACUGUACACAAUAAAAUGCUAAAUCCUUAA